Molecule: messenger RNA, 1608 nt
Organism: Closterium sp. Yama58-4
Lineage: Eukaryota; Viridiplantae; Streptophyta; Zygnematophyceae; Desmidiales; Closteriaceae
Source: the annotation of a GenBank genome assembly
AUGCCGCGGCUCGGCAUGUUCUGGGCGGCAGCGCUCGGCGUGGGGGUCGUCACCUGCGCGGUCGUCUUCGUCCGUCAAAAGAGCCCAACGUUUUCCGUCAACCUGACGGCGGACGGCACGCCAGGGAAGGUUUUCAGUCGCGGGCCGUUUCGAGUGGUGGAGGACAGCGUGCGACCUAGGGACUGCUCUUUCGCCCAGAACUACUUUUACUCCGACCUGCUCUCAAGAAUCGCCUCCCAUGGCUAUAUCGUCCUGGCCCCUCAGAUGUACUCUAUAUUAGCAGGAUUCGACACAAUGCCAGAGAUGCGGGAUGCUGUGAAAGUUAUCAACUGGUUACACACCAAUGUGCAAGCUCUAAUCAAUGCACGAAUCAAGCCUUCUGCUCUUGGUGCUGCUCGGGCAGCUGAAAAAGAAGCAGGCGAACGGGCAGAUGAACGGGCAGCAGGAGAAGAGGCAGCGGUGGCGCAGCCUGAUUGGUCGAGGUUUGUGCUAGCAGGCCACAGCCGGGGAGGGAAGGUGACGUUUGGAAUCUUGCGAAAGCUGGUGGAGGAGAUAGUUAAGUCCACAAAGCAGCAGCAUGGGUUCAUAGAGGCAAAGUUACCAUUGUCUAUUAAAGCCGCAAUGCUCUUCGAUCCUGUGGAUGGAACCGCUUCUAAGGCCACCAAUCCUCCCACACUCACUCAUCAACCGGACUCCAUCUCUCUCCUCAACAACCCUCCUGUACUCGUUAUAGGCUCAGGCCUGGGUCCCAUUCCCAGAGGCGGCAAAUCCCCUUCUGAUAAAGGCAACCCAUGCGCUCCCGAGAAUUUCGGGCACAAAGUUUUUUUCUCAGACCUGGUCGGCCCGGCGUACCAUUUUUCGGUGCCCGAGUUCGGCCACGCUGACUUUUACGAUGACGACUUGGGCCCGAUUUACGGACCGUUGUUUAGCAAAGUGUGCAAUAACGGGCCUGCUAGGGAGCCGAUGCGAGUAGCGGCUGGAGGGCUUGCAGUGGCGUUUCUAAAAGCUGUGGUUGGGGGUGGUGGGGAUGGUGAGAAGGGAGGGAGUGUGAGGGGAGUGAGGAGCGAGAGUAGUGGGAUGGAGGUGGAGAGAAAGGAUAGUGACGGUGUGGGAGAGGCGGCAAGGAGGUUAGAGGAGAAAAGGCAGGCUUUGGAGAGAUUAGUGGUUGAUGCUGCUGCUGAUGUGGCUGAUGUGGCAACUGCUGGUAUCGUAAAGAGUAGUCAGGAGCAAGGCGGGGAGCAGAAGCAGGAGAAGCUGCAGGAGCAGCAGGAGCUGGAGCGGGAGAGACAACGGCUAGAGGUAGUGUACAUGAGGAGUGGAGGUAGUGGAGGGGGGUGUGGGGUUGAUUCAGAAGGAGGCUUUGGGAGUGGCUCAGUUAUAAGGAACAGGGAAGGAGGCUGUGGUGCUGUGAUUGGUUCAGGGAAGGGGAGUGAUGUGAGCGAUCUUAGUGAUUUGUUGCAACACCCUGAGCAUUCUCCUGUGGUGCUGUCAGAGGUGGGGUGGAAAGUGGGGCGGCAGCAGGAAACACCUGAAGAAACACCUGCAGGUGAACCUGCCACUUUAUGCGGAGCAGCAACUGCUAUAGUUGCGGCUGCUGCUGCCCGCUAG